UCCCUUAUUUAUUAUCAGAAGGAAGAGUAAACAAGUCUAUAUAAAGGUACAAUAUUCGUUUGCAAAUUAGAGAAACAAACUCUCUAUCUCUCUCUCUAUCCUCUCCCAUGGCUUCCUUUGUCAAGAAAUAUUUCAUCUUCUUCUUCUUCCUCUUCACCACCCUCUCCGUCUCCCUGCAAAUCCAUGCCAGAGAAAGCCAUUUCUUCAACAAAGUCUCUAGCAGCAAUGAGCAGAGUCCUUCUACUGUGAUUCCUCAACAGCAGGAGCCCAGCUUCACUCUAGAGACUGAAAAUGCCCAUGGCAUCUCCGGCCAUGAAUCCGGCCAGCUUUCUCCUUCUUCCACCGCCUUCAACGGCCAAGUUUCCCACUCCGCCGCCGGUGAGGACAUUCCCAACAAGAAAUACCUUCCCAAGAAUUACAACCCCGUUGCCUAUGUCACCGUCGUUGAAGACAAGAAUGAUGAAUCCACUGCCGCCGGCGAAUCCGGAAAGGACCUGUACUACACCGGCGCCAAAGAUUCAAACUUUCCCGUGGAUGAGACUAGUUUCAUUGGAGAGGAGGUCUCCGGCGGUGCCGCCGGUAAGGAAUCUAAGUUUCCGGCCGACGAUGCCAUGUUCGACGACAAGGAGUUCACCCCGGCCACCGCCGCCGAUAACUACCACUACUCCAGCGCCGAGAAAGAAUCCUUCCCGGGAAACGAGUUCCCCGCCGCCGCCGCCGCCGCCGCCGAUGACGGCAACGGCUACUACUUACCAAACAAAAAAUCCAGCAUGCCUGAAGACACAUUCACCGAAACCGACUUCAACACCCAGCAAGAACAAACCUUCCCAACCACCACCUCCGCCGGAGAACCCCGAUUCAACUACAACCACGGCGUCUCCGGCAACUGGGUCCAGCAGCAGGGGAUGAGCGACACGAGAUUCUUGGAGAACGGGAAGUACUUCUACGACGUCAACACGGAGAAAUACGUGAGAAGUCCGCUCGAGAAUGCCAAAGAAUAUCUCGCCGGAAAAUCAAGAAACCAGUUCAACAACAACAACAAUUUCCAGGAAGUUGAGGAGUUCCCGGAGGAAGAAAACCUGCCCUGAGAUUUGAAAAAUUCUGGGUUUCUUUUUUUCUUAAAUUUUCAUUUUCAGAUCUAAAAUAUUUAAAGAUGAUGUGAAAGUCCCAAAAAUUUCCAGAACAGAUUGGGUGUUUGAUCCUGUGUUAAAUUUAUGUUUGUUUAGGGGAAAAUGUUUAAUAUUUCGUAUUAUGUUUAAAAGAUAUGUGCAUAGGUGUUGGGAUUUUAAGCGCGUAAUAUACCGAAAAAUAUUGAGAACUUGAAAAAUAAAUAAACACAAUACACAAGAAGAAAAUAUGAGACUAUUU
Molecule: messenger RNA, 1368 nt
Organism: Cuscuta campestris
Lineage: Eukaryota; Viridiplantae; Streptophyta; Magnoliopsida; Solanales; Convolvulaceae
Source: the annotation of a GenBank genome assembly